Molecule: messenger RNA, 5942 nt
Organism: Dreissena polymorpha
Lineage: Eukaryota; Metazoa; Mollusca; Bivalvia; Myida; Dreissenidae
Product: multiple epidermal growth factor-like domains protein 10
Exons: 21
Coding region: 141-4442 (1433 amino acids)
Biological process (GO): protein dephosphorylation
Molecular function (GO): protein tyrosine phosphatase activity
Source: RefSeq, a predicted model, not a curated record
ACAUUUGUAGAGGGACACAAAUAACGAAGUGUUGGUAGCUUAUUGUCUAUUAUUCAUAUAUGUAAGAUACUCCUAUAAAUAGAUAUGCUACAAAACUUUAUUUAAUAGAUGUUUUUCAGAUAACAUAUAGUUACCCAGUUAUGAAGACCUAUCUAAUUUACUUUUUGCUAGCAGUUCAUAUUCAAGAUCAAUGCAAAUCACAGCCGUGUCAGGUCGGUUAUUAUCGAAAUAAUAAUCAAAUUUGUAAACGCUGCUUUAUCAACUGUAUAUUAUGCACCGACUGGAACACUUGCAAUUCUUGUUACACGGGAUAUCAUGGUACGCAGUGUCAUUUAGAUUGUUCAACAGGUUGCCAAGGUAGCAUCUGUACUAAAGAAACCGGAGCAUGUACAUGUCUUUGGGGAUACACUGGAGACAAAUGCGACUCGUGUCAGGUCGGUUAUUACCUCUUUAAUGACCUUUGUACAGAAUGCAGGGACGGCUGUUUAUCCUGCACAGGCUAUAAUACUUGCAAUUCAUGUAAACCAGGAUAUUACAAAUUGUACGAUAGUUGUGACCAAUGCAGUCCCAAAUGUAUAUCCUGCACAAAUUGGUACACUUGCAAUGCCUGUGAAACGGGUUAUUAUGGUACGCAAUGUGAGUUAUCUUGCUCAACAGGUUGCAAAGGUGGCGUCUGUAAUAAGGAAACUGGAGCAUGUACAUGUUCUGCAGCAUUCACUGGAAGCAAAUGCGACUCGUGUCUGCCGGGUAAUUAUGGAGACGAGUGCAGACCGUGCUCAUACGGUUGCCAAGAUACAUGUGAUAGAAGCAGUGGAACUUGCUCGUGUAAGCCAACACAUUCAGGCCCGUCGUGUGAGACGUGCAUUGAAGGACGGUAUGGGCAAUAUUGCACACAAACGUGUAGACAUAAUUGCAAAUCCUGUAUGGAAGAAAACACUUGUCUUUCCUGCACACAAGGGUUUUAUGGACCUGUUUGCGGUAAUGUAUGCCCGAAUAAUUGCUUGACAUGUGUAUCAAGCGACGAAUGUUUGCAAUGUAAAUCGGGAUAUUAUGGGGCUUCCUGCCAAAUUUCAUGUGGUGUUGGAUGUUUAAACGGAUUAUGUGACAAACAAUCCGGAGCGUGUUCACCGUGCAUGGGCGGGUACCGUGAUACCAAAUGUACAUACAAUUGCUCUGAAGGAUGUAUUGACAAGCUAUGUCGCCAGAACGAUGCCGUGUGUACACUCGGAUGUCAGCCGGGAUACUCCAGUGCAUAUUGCUGUCAGCCAGGUAUGGUUGGAUGGUCGUGUGAGAUAAACUGCCCCACAAACUGUGCUACAUGUACAUCCUUGACGGAAUGUCAAACUUGUAAAGAGGCUUUUUAUGGAUCGCAAUGUAAUCAAAAUUGUCCUGAAAUGUGCAAAACUUGCACAUCGCCCUCUUACUGUCCUGCGUGCAAAAACGGAUAUAGCGGGGAUUCAUGUCAAAGGCGCUGUCCUGACAAAUGCUUGACAUGUAAUAAUGAUGGCACAUGUCACGCAUGCAAAGACGGUUUUUCGAGGCCCGAUACAAACUGUCAGUGUUUAAGUACUCUGUGUAUGUCUCCGGAGUGCAGAUCUUGUGCGAAUUCUUCUUACUAUGCAGAAGGCUCUACAUGUUGUCCGUGCAACAUUAAUUGUAAACAUGGCACAUGCAAGUCAGCUUAUCAUUGCACAGACGGAUGUGAAGAUGGCUUUUUCGGACCCAAGUGUGAGUUCCAAUGCACACAGAUAAACAAAGAAUGUUCUGUGUGUAGUGGGGAUUCUCUUGAGUCAUCUUUUUGUAAAACCUGUACUAAUGGAUAUUAUCCUGAUACAAAGCGUACAUGUGUGCAGUGUUCAAAAUUGUGUGUGGAAGAUCAAUGUAAUAGUUCUAAUGGACAUUGUAAAAAGGGCUGCAAAUAUGGUUUCUGGAAUCCAAAGUGCGAUCGAAAUUGCAGUGAAAAGUGUGCAGUAUGCAACCAGGAUAGCGGAGACUGUUUAACUUGCUCACUGACAAGUGUUUUCGGUGCAAACUGCGAUAUGCCAUGUAGUAAAACAUGUGUCGAUGCAUCGUGUCAUAUGAAUGGAACUUGCACGAACGGCUGCAUUUCUGAUUACUACGGCCCAUCCUGUGAGCAAUGUCCUAUACAUUGUGCCCGUGGUGCUAACGUAACCAGAUGUUCCCAUGCAACAGGAUUAUGUUUGUUUGGCUGCAACGAGGGAUUUAAAGGAGACGGCUGCAUGGAAGCUCUCAAGUUAGACAACAGUAAAGAUACAGGACCAGCAAUAGGAGGAGCGGUUGCAGCGGUCGUGGUAGUUAGUAUUGUGGUAGCCGUGGGAUUAUUUAUUUUCGUUCGUAGAAGAACACAUAGACCAAAGAAUGAAACCAUCCCAGAGGCAUCAAACAAUGCAAGCAACUCGUCUGCACCAGUCUAUGCAUCGGUCCAGCGCAGAGAGCAUCCAGUUUCGGAGUAUGAAAACACGUCAUCAGUGAAAGCCAAUAACACUCCAGUGCAAGUGCACAACCCUGUUUACACAAACAGUCGUCUUAUUCCAGUCUCAACAAGGGAUGGUAAUUCAAUAAUCACAGAAGACAGUUUAGAAAUCGAUGCAUGGGACAGUAUCGCUCGCAAUAAUGCAAUCAAAUUCGAAGAAAACGGAGGGGUGUACUACAACAACAACGAGAAAGUGAAGGCACUGAAAAUUCAAGUUGCAGAACUGAAGACAUUUGUGAUGUCAAAGAAUAUGGACUGCUUCAAGAAAGAGUUUGAGAAACUUCCGUAUGGGCUUCUAAAAGAGUACCAGGUUUCGCAAAUGCAGGCAAAUAUUGGCAAAAACAGAUACAAAGGCAUUUAUCCGUAUGAUGACUACAGGGUGAAGGUUCGAGGUGGAGACACCGACUAUAUCAACGCUAGUUUCAUUGACGGUUACACAAGGAGAAACGAAUACAUCGCAACAUUGGGUCCCAUGUCUAAACAACUUGGCAAUUUUGCGACUUUCUGGAGAAUGGUGUGGCAACAAAACGUUGAGAAAAUUGUAAUGGUAACAAAUCUGGUGGAGGAAGGGAAAGACAAAUGCGAGAAGUACUGGCCCAGUGUUGGUGCCCCUCAAAUGUACGAUGAUAUUCAAGUGUCUUGCCAGAGUGAAGACGAUUAUGCGGAAUUUACACGACGAACGUUUACUGUUAUAAAGGACAGACAAACGCGGACUUUGACUCAGUUACAUUUCACAUCGUGGCCCGAUAAAGAUGUCCCAGAAGACGUUACAUCAAUCAUCGAGUUCAGGCAGAAAGUCUUACGUGUUCCUGCGACACUUCUAGGACCCACAAUCGUGCACUGCAGUGCAGGCAUAGGGCGCACAGGUACUUACAUUGCUAUCGAUAUUCUCACAAAAGAGGGAGAAGCAGAAGGGUCUAUAGAUAUUCCUGGCUGUGUAUUGAACAUGCGACAAAACAGGCCUUAUAUGGUACAGACAGCGGGACAGUACGCGUAUCUUCAUCAUGCCGUUGUCCACUCGCUCAUAUUUGAAUGUCAGCCAGUUGCCAGUGGAAAGUUCCAAUUGUACAUGGACACGACAUCAAAAGAUAACAUCAGGAACAUAUUUCACCAAUUGAAAGAGACAUCGUCUUGCGAGUCAUCGGAUGAAAUCGAAGCAGUUGCAAGAAACGCAAAACGUUCUGACAAGAACAGAGAGGGAGCUGAUGUCCCAGGUGACGCGAAACGGCCGAAGGUAUACCUAAACCGGAAACCAGGUUCCACAGAUUAUAUAAAUGCAGUUUUUGUGAAUAGUUUCCAAAAAAAGAAUAAUUACAUCCUUGCACAAACACCUUUACCAAACACUGUCAUCGAUUUCGUCGCAUUGCUUGUCCAAACAAACUGUGCGUGCAUUGUAAGUUUGGAAUCAGCAAAUAUGAAUGCUGGGUUUAAGGACAUCGGUGUAUACUUACCUGCGGACAAUCAGGUGUUGAAGAAUGGAAUAUUCAGCGUCCGUUGUUCGAAGACAGAGGCAAAUGAGUACCGAAAUAAACGGACGUUGACCGUUGAGCAUCGAGCGAAUCAGGCAAACGAAGCUUUGUCUUUAACGUACCUGGAGUUUACAGACUGGAACACGGAAGAGAGAAUACCAUAUUCUCCUGCUAAUUUCCGCCGAUUCAUUGCAGAAGUUGACGCAGUAACAGCCAAUAGCUCUGAUCGACCAGUUAUGAUACAUUGUCUGGAUGGUGCCAGUAAAUGCGGCCUAUUCUGUGUGGUUGCAACUCUCCUACAAAAGAUGGAGGUGGAACAUGAAGUCAGCGUAGCGAACGCUGUGCGGAAGGUUAAGACAAGAAGAAAGGGCGCGAUCCCUAACUUAGAGCAGUUUCAGUUCUGCCAUGACUGUGUCCUUGACUUCACACAGAGCUUCAACAUCUACUCAAAUAUCGCCGCUGAGCUCUCCGAUUGCUGAGUUCAUGUUGUAUGAAACACCUUGGCACUUGGCUUCAUUCAGAGCUGCAACAUUUACUCCAACUUCAACGCUGAGCUCUCCGAUUUCGCGGCCUUCAGGAAGUUUGACUUUCCCUGGACUAGACUACACUCAAACAUUCCCAAUCUACUCCGAUGUAGGAGUUCAAGUUGUCUGUCAUGACUGUGUCCAUUGCUAUAUUCAAAGUUGGCUUUGACAACUACUCCAAUUUCGCUGCUGCUCUUUCCGAUAGCUGACAAUACUUCGAGAAACAAACUAUCAACACCCUCUCACACUUCGCUGUUAUUAUCUCCACCUUGACAUUGCUGCCCUCAUGAAAGUGCUGCUGAUAGACUACAUAGUGCUUUCCUUAUAAAGGCCGAAACAAAUCUCUCCCAUUAAGCACUUGAUUUAAACAGUGAUUUUUCUAUGAUUUGAAACUCGUGUUGUUGUUGUUUUUUUAUGAAUUUCUCAAUAAAAGCUUUUUUAGUAUAGCGGUUUUAAAUCUUAAUUAAAUACAUGCUUUAUUAAGUGUUGAAAUGCAUGACGACAUUAUAAAACAAGUCAUUCAACUGAUAUAAUUAUACUCUUGGAACAAUUGACUAGGGUAAUAGACUGUAUGUAUAUGAAAAUGCCUCGCAAUUCGCGCAAUAGUGUGCUUGUAAAUGUGUCCAAAUUUAUUGUAUUGGAGCACUUUGACAUUAUUCGUGAUAAUUGUAGUGUGUGACAGUAAGUAAUAAUCUAUGUAUACUCGUAUGUUAACAAUUAUAUUCAAUUAUUUCAUUUCUAAAGCAGAUAUUUCCUACGUGUUGCCAUUUCAAAAGUCCUGUCUCAUUUUCCUGCGACAUCUUUAACAUGUUGUGUUUUAUGAUUGUAGACUUUCUUCAUGUCAAUCAUUUCUUUCGUUAUUUAUGUUUUUCAGACAUUUGCAAUUGUAAAAGUAAAUAUCAAAUGUGAAUAUUAAACAUGAUGCUUUAUUAUCGGUCUGAUGUAUACAUUAUGACGUUGCUUUCUUUUGAUGUGUCCAUGGAUUAAUAUGAAUUGUAUAUUUAAGAAUUUGGUAGUAUUUAGUGUUUGAGGAAUGUGCGUUGCUUGGUCCCAUUCGAAGUGAGUACAUAUUCGUGUUUUAAAGUUGUGUGUGCCUUAACUGCGGGACAACUUUGCAUACGCUAAUUACCAACGUAGUCUUUAAUUCGGUGUAUGUGGUUUUUUAAGUUUGAGCUAUAUAAUUUAAAGUUCGAAACAUGUAAAUGUGUAUGUUGGUAACAAACGACCAUGGCACGAUGAAUUCUGAUUUUGUUUUGUUAUAGGUAUGAUGAUAGUUUGCGCUUAAAUUCUCACUUUGAUAUAGACAUUAACUGUUUUUCCGUAAUCUGUAGCCAUGUUAUGUUUUUUCCAGUAUUAAAUGUGUUUCUUGAAUUUGUAAAUAUAAAUAAAUAACGUACUUUCUUCUUUUCUUAACAUCUAAACUUUUCGCAAAAAAUAAAACUAGGUUAUACAGCU